Messenger RNA from Striga hermonthica, 1329 nucleotides. The record is from the annotation of a GenBank genome assembly. NCBI's taxonomy places the organism in Eukaryota, Viridiplantae, Streptophyta, Magnoliopsida, Lamiales, Orobanchaceae.
AUGUUCCCAUACUUAGCUCAUGGCCAUAUAUCUCCCUUUCUUCAACUUGCCAAAACACUCCCAUCAAGAAACUUCACUAUCUACUUAUGCUCAACCCUCGUCAAUCUCGACGCCAUAAGAGCUAAUUCCGAAACUCCGAGCUCAAUUAAACUAGUCGAGCUCCACGUCCCACCGACUCCCGAGCUACCACCUGAGCUCCACACAACCAAGAAUCUCCCAUCCAAUCUCAUAAGACCACUAUUAAAGGCCUUCCAAGCCUCGAGCCCUAGCUUCAUCGAAAUACUAAACUCAGUAAAACCCGAUCUUCUGAUAUACGAUUUCUUCCAGCCGUGGGCCCCGAAACUCGCCUCUUUGAAUGGAAUACCUAGCGUUUAUUUCUCAACUUCCGGCUCAACAAUAUUCGCGUACACACAUCAUGUGCACACGAUGGGGACGAGCUCCACUUUCCCUUUCAAGACAAUACAUAUACCCGAGUUUGACGGACAUAAGAUAGGGAACGUACUCAAGGCGCUUGUAAAAGAUGCCAGUGACGAUUUUGCGUUCGGUAACUUGGCACGAAGCCAUGACAUUGUUUUGGUAAGGAGUUGUCGGGCGGUGGAACAGAAGUACAUGGACUAUGUUUCCGUAUUGUGCAAGAAACGGAUAGUACCCACAGGCCCACUCAUAAUGGAUGCCAAUGAUGACAACCAUGAAAGCAUUAAGGACCAACAAUAUUCGGAUAUUAUGAAGUGGCUAAGGGACAAAGAGCCGAGCUCGACAGUGUACAUUUCCUUCGGGAGCGAGUAUUUCCUGUCAGAAACGGAGAUAGCCGAAAUAGCAAAAGGGCUACGAAUUUGCGGAGCGAAUUUUUUGUGGGUCAUAAGACACCCACACGGCGAGAAGAACACCGACAUAGAAGAGAAGCUUCCGGAAGGAUUCCUCGAGGCCAUGAAAGGUAGAGGGAUGGUGACCGAGAAGUGGGCCCCACAGACUAAGAUUCUGGCCCACCCGAGUGUAGGAGGUUUCGUGAGUCACUGCGGGUGGAGCUCGAUCACGGAGAGCAUGUACUUUGGCGUCCCGAUUAUAGGCAUGCCGAUGAAGUCCGAGCAGCCAGCGAAUGCCAGGCUGGCGGUGGAUGUCGGGACGGGGAUUGAGGUCCCCAAGGGUAAAGGUGGAAAUUACAAGGGCGAGGACUUGGCGAACGCGAUCGACAGGGUGAUGAAGGAGGACGAGUUUCGGGUUAGAGCUAAAAGGAUGAGUGAGAAGAUUAAAGAAAAUGCCGAGCGCGAGGCCAACGAAACGGCAGAGGAGCUGUUGAAGAUUUGCAUGGAGAAUAAGAAACAAAUGUGA